UCCUACGGUCGGGAGAGGAAUCGUCUCAUUCUCGGUCCUACUGCAAUAUACCCUUAGUUCACUCUCCUUGUGCCAGAGGAGACAUCUGACGUACUGAGAACUGGUGAGCUACGUAUUGAAAAUCCGCAAGGAGUGUUUUACUUGAGCUGUGCGGGUCUGCUCAACGGAGGAUUGACGGCGGCCUCGAAAAAAAAAUUGAAACGCAGGCGAGUCAAUCCUGUAGCAGUCAGUCGUGUAGCACUUGAAAGAGACUUCCCUCUGAUUCUCAAAUGGACUUCGAGAGAAACAGAACGACGGCAACCACACUACCGACAACAACAACAAUAAUAAAAAUAACACUUUGGAAAUUGUGAGAACUCGACCUUCAGUUAUUGAUACAGGCAAACGCCCUAAGUUUGUGUGCAACACUCAUUGAGGUGUUCUAUGAUGUGCGAAAUCGACACCAACAUAGUGACAUAGUGACAUGUACCUCAGGUACUUACUAACCUAGACAGAAGUGAUCGUGCUCACAGAGACACGAGGACUUGUUCGAAUUGUUCCGAAGCUUGCUUGGAGGCAUCAUUUGCAUCAUGCCGAGACGAAAAGGAAGUGCGAAUAAUCAACGAGGAGGCAACCAAGGAGGCCAAGCCAAGGGAGGAAAUAACAAUGCAGCAAGCUCACAAUUGACUCCAGCAUCGCCGAGUAAUCGAAGGUCCCAAUCGGGGAAAAAGACAGUUGGAGGACGGCCAAUGGCUUCCUCGCCAUCCAGACCCACUGUUCCCGAGACAAACCAGUCAAAGGGAAUUGGAACCAAAAGACGCUAUCGGUCACGGACACCAACUCCUUCGACGCCUCCGCCUCCGCCUCCUCAGCUUCCUCCACCACCAAUACCACCGCCGAAAUCAGUUCCGUCAAGCAUCCCGGAGAUAAAGACCCCCAUGAUGGAACCGGUGGAGCAACGAUGGGAAGAGAAUGAGGGCAAAUACUUGCACAAGAAGUUCAAGAAAAUGGCCACCAUGACCACGGAGAAGGAAUCUUCGCCCGAAGCAGAAGCCGUUCCCGUCUCUCAAGAACGUCCAAAUCUCGCAUCUCUGCCUGUUCCCAACUUCCCUUUGAAACAUAGUGCACUAAGUCUCUUGUCAUCUUCUUCAGCGAUUGGUUCAAGCCCCCUUCCUUUGAGUUCCAAUAAUCUAGUUGUGACACAAGUUCUUGGAUCGGGCGCUUCAGUGACAACCAUCCCUACCGGACCAUCCGUGAUAGCCAACCCCAACCACCAUUCCGAUGACCAGGAUCGGAGGCAACGGAACACUUGCCCCUUCUGCCAGUUGGUCUGUGCUAAGCCUAGCGUACUAGACAAACAUAUUCGCACCCAUACCAAUGAAAGACCAUUUCCUUGUAACCCUUGUGGGUUUGCGUUUAAGACGAGAAGUAACCUCUACAAGCAUUGUAAGUCUCGAACCCAUGCUUUGAAGGUUGAGGAAGGGAUCGAUAGUAGUAGCACUGAAAUUAUGGCAGAACUGGGUGAAAGUGAACGGGAAGAAAUGGACUCUCCCGAAGCGACUCAAACCAGCCUCCCUCCCCCGGGGCUCCUUCAAAACCCUCUGACUUUAGCUUACCAAUCGGGGGUACCGGUGUCGAUUUCUCAUAAAUCACUACAAGAAGCGACAACUUCUCAAUUGUUGAGUCAAAAUUCAGUGCUUUACCGUCAAGCUGAUAUACGGCCUUCCUUCACUUUAUCGGGUUCAGUUUCAAUACGUCCGGCAAAUGGCGUUCUGGAUUUUCCCCAACAACCAAGCGUGAUCUCAAGCCGUGAUGACGGGAUUCGUGAGGGCGAUCCUGGACUUCCCAACGCUCCCAUCUCGAUGAUAAGAGCCUCGUCAUCAGCCUCCUCUGGUCCUCAAGUAGCUUUGGCUCAGACGGUUCCUACUGAUUUGUCCGCCAAGAAGCCGGCUGCCAACGACAUCGUUAGGCAAAUAGACAAAGUGAUCAGUCAUAAUCAAGCUAUAGUGGAGACCAAUGAUCCUCUCUGGGCCAGACGAUAUUUUAGACACAACAGCAAAGAUGGCACAGGAAAUGAUAAGGUCCCCGCUCGAGGAGGCCGGAAGUAUAGCUUGACAACUAGCUCGAUCCAACCUACCACGAAUACGCUGACUUUGACACAACCUUCUAGCUUGGGAGGGAAGCCGGUAACUAUUACUCCACAAAGAGGUGCAUACCAGGCGCCAACCAUGUCCCAGGCAGUGUCGGCUCCACCUCUGGUUCACCCUCAAUAUCGACCCACCAAUCUGUUGGUGGGUAAUCAAGGCACCUCUCUUUCCACUUUGUCAUCAAACUCGAGCUCUCAGAUGGAUCUUGUUGCUCCUUCUAGUUCCUCGUCUCCCUCUGUGAUGUUAGUUCGUCAAGAUCCAUCUGGAGACCAUGCAAUACCACUCAAUUUGUCAGAAAACAGGAAGAGAUCUCUGAACGUCACUCCUGUACAUGUAACUGGGACGCAAAGCACGCCUCCCAGACCCGACGACAUGCUCAAAGCCCAAUCCGUGAGAGAGGUGUGGAUCCAAAGUUGUAAGAAGCAAGUGAAAUCAGGCAACAUGAUGCAAUUAGAAGGGUUGGCAAGCUCUUUGCAAGCUGGUAUUCCCGCUCAUCCGGAGAAUCCCGAAGGAAGCGUUAUUAAGGAACUCCUACUUCAAAGUCGAAUCAAUGGACUGAAUUCGUCGCAACAAUCACCUAUGCAAUCAGGAUCCUUGAACUUGUCGGCGCCUUUCAAAGAAACAAAAUCCCAAGUUACUCUAAUCACGGAGCUUAAAAACCCCAUUAGUGCAGUUUCAGUUCCGAAUUCAUCGAAUGAGUGGUCCAAAUCCACGCAAAUCAUUUAUACCAACAGCAUUCCGUCGAGUUCUGCGGCAUCAACCGGAAGUCGCCGCCAAUCAGAAAUCGUUGUGUGCAACAUGUGCUCUUUGGCCUUCAAGGCAACAGAUAUUGCGGUUCAUCAGCUUUAUCAUUGCACGAAAAGAAACACCCAACAACAGCAUUAUAACCAACAGCAACACCAUCAACAACAACAUAACCAGCAGCAGCAACAACAACAGCAACAGCAACAGCAACAACCACACAACCCACAACAACAUCAACAGCAAAUUUUAGAAGGCACUUCUCCAUCGAAGCGUCCACGCCUGGAUGUCAUGCCAUCAAAGAUGUACGGUGGGCAUAUGGUUGAGACUCCGGUCUCUAAUUCACCCGCAAUGCCAAACGGAUUGCUCCAGAUUGCUCAACGUGGCCUUCAGAGUGGUGGUGGCGUAAUUUCCGUGAAUAGUACUCCGCAGAGAACUCAAGAUUCCAUCACCAUUACUCCUCAGAAACUGAGUUUAGUUAUCGAUGCCAAUAACUUAUCGUCAGCCACGAGCAGCUUUUCAAUUCCUGGCGUUCCCACUCCAAGCUUUGCCGGGGUUUUGACCAGCAUGAAAUCUGCUCCCUUGUUUUCUCUCCCUGGGAAGAGAUCAUUGAAUCAGGUGGAAUUGACUAAAGCAUUCUCCAGGGUAUCCUCUUCUCUACCGUCAGCUUCUGCAAUGUCUUCCUUGUCGUUGGUAUCAUCCUCUCCUAUCCCAUCGCUAUCAAUAUCUGUUUCAAGCCCGGUGACUAGUUCCACUGGAUCUGCUCCAGUUCCAUUAGUCCUGGGCAUUCCCGGACCCUAUAGCCAGUCCUCCUCCUCCUCCUCCUCUUCAUCAUUAGUUGCAAUUUCGCCGUUAGCAAGUUCCACUUGUACAACCUCGGGUGGACUCAAUUUGAGUUCCAGUUACGGAAUGUCAAACAGCAAAACCAUUCCUCAAAUUAUUGUGUCAGUUGCCAAGUCGACACCAUUGCAGUUGUCAAGUGAAGGCAUAACACUGGAAUCCGUGGUCAAAACCGAGGAUGAAAAGUUUCUUCGACCUUCGUCCCUUUCUUUGGUGCCCGGAAGUUUCAAACCCAAAAAACACGUGAUGCUCUCGGCGGGAGCCACAUUGGUCAGUCCCGAGACGCCAAGGCCACGAAAAUCUUAUGUACUCACCUACCAGAAUGGAACAGCAUACACUCACCUUGGGAUGAAAUGCUCUACUAGGGUGUAUUUCUGUUCCAUGUCCCGCCCCCAACCCAUGUACGUGCCCCACAAACCGAGGUUGUCAAUGUACUCCAAUUGGAAAGUGGUUAGUCAAGAUUCCCAUCCGUCGGGACUCUCGGCCAAAGAGAGCCUUCAAAGCUACAAUUCUGGCUACAGAAAGAGUCGUUUUGGCUUGGUCUCUGUUGCCCACAGCACCGAGAAACAGACAAACGGACUUCCUGGCGGGAUAGACGAUGUUUCUAAAGGUGGAAGUGGAAACACGUCUGACUCCAUGAUUAUGGUCCAUUCGUCUCAAUGGAAAGUGAACAAAACACCGGACCAGAACCCAAGGGAAAAGGGACAGAAAUCGGGGGAUCAAACCGCUGAAUCAUCAAAGGAUUUGGUGAAAAAUUCCUCAGCAGAUGGAAACACACCAAAGGACGAGCAAGAUGACGAGGGAUCUAAUGCUGGCUCGAAUAAAAAGCCUCUUGAGGGUGGUUAUAAGACUUCUGAUGACGACUACACUUACGUUCGCGGACGAGGUCGUGGUCGAUACGUGUGUAACAGUUGCGGAAUCCGUUGCAAGAAACCAUCUAUGCUCAAGAAACAUAUUCGCACCCACACGAAUUUCAGGCCCUACACCUGCAAGCAUUGCAAUUUUGCUUUCAAAACGAAAGGCAAUCUCACGAAGCAUAUGAAGUCAAAAGCUCAUCACAAGAAAUGUGUCGAGCUUGGAAUCUCUCCAACAGCUGAAGAUUCCACUGGAAGCGAUACCCAGAGUGAAAGAGGCGAUAUUCGUAUGACUCCCGGAGACUCUGAUUCAGAGGAUGAUGACGACGAUGAUGAUGAAGAGGAUCAAUUCGAAGAUGCUGAUGAAGAUUCCUCAUCCACGAACGAAGCAAUGGAUUCGAAUGAGAAGGAGGCUGCUCAAAGUCUGCUUAGCCUGGGUCGAUCUCAAGCCCCAUGGGUGUCUAACCACCUCGGCUUGACUGGUUCGCGUCCCAAGCCAUCGACCUAUCCGUACUCGAGUUCACCCACGAAACCUACCGCCACAGUCACUUCAUCAGUAUCACCUCUAGGACAAGUAUCGGAGAACCUGCAAGUCACACAAAACACCAUGAAAGCAGGCGAGAUCCAAAAAGAUGAACCGAGUGGAAAUAGUUCGAUAUUAGGCACCCCACCAGUGACUACAGAUCGGUACUACUUCCAGUCAGCCUCCAAAGAAUCCUUAGUGGCCAGUUCCUCGUGUUCCAUUUGGAGUCUUGCCAAGCUAACCAACCAAACCACUACCUCUCCCUCCAGUCCAUUAACAUCGGCUCACCGAGUGGUGGUCCCCGUGGGCAAUGGAUUAGUGCCAUUGGUAUCAGUACCCUCUCCGCAAAUUCGAGAACGGGCUGUGGACAUUCUGAGCCCCGUCACUGAAUCUGCCACCAUCUUGUCAUAUUUAGAUAAAACAGUAACCUUAGCUGGAAAAACAGCUAAUCCGAACCUUGUAGAUGCGGGUUCCAGCGCAUCGUCGUCCCCGCCAACCGCUCAGCUACAAACUUAUCUACAAGAGAAAGCAACUUUAAGGGCCAAACUCCAGCAAAACGAGAUCAAGCUCCGGAAAGAAGAUUCUCCUGCCCAAGAGGUCAAAUCAGGAAUGGAUGUCCCCGCCCCAAAUGUGAUGGCACCAAGUGCUUCGGGUAGUGGAGGUCAGAGAUCUCCUGACAAGCAAGCGGCUACAAAACCACCAUCAAUGUCAAUUGCAUCUGGCUCUAUGGAAGAGGGGUCAUUUGCUCCGAGAAAUGUGACCAUGAAUGUUAAGGAUCUUCCGUCCAAGAUCACUCGUGGUCUGACACCUCUGCACAGUAACCAACCGAAUGUGAAUCCCAAAGAGAUCAACACCAUUACUCAGAUGAAGGCAGUGGCCAAUGCCAGUUACAAUCAAAGAAACGAGGCUAACCAAGCUGCGGCCGCUUUGCAAGCCAAGCAUGCGGUCGCAUCUGCUGAAAAAGCUAAAUCAGAGGGUCAUACAAUCACACCUUCUUCUUCAUCCUCUUCGUCCUCCUCGUCCUCUUCCAACGUUCCGGCAACCCAAACAUCCUCUGGCGCGGUGCUUCACAGCAAUCAAGACAUCAUGCAAACCAAUGCUGAUGGCAAGUCCGUCUGCGGAAUCUGCAAGAAGGUCUUCGCCAAGGCUUCUCAAUUGCGGCUUCACGUCAAUAUUCACUACAUGGAAAGGCCGUUUCGAUGCGAGGACUGUUCUGUGUCUUUUAGAACUAAAGGUCACUUGGUCAAGCAUGAGCGCAGUGCUGGACAUUUCAACAAAGUAAACAUCAAUCAAACCUUUGGUGCCCCAUCGACCUCCAAUCCUCGCCCAUUCAAAUGCGUGGAUUGCCUCGUCAAGUUUCGAAUUCAUGGUCACUUAGCCAAGCAUCUUCGAUCCAAAAUGCAUAUCAUGAAACUAGAAUGUUCUGGGAAGUUGCCUAUUGGGAUUUUUGCCGAAAUGGAACGCUUGGGCACAAACCUGAAUGAGAUUGACACCACAGAUUGCAAGAGUGCUUUGAACAGCCUCCAACAAAUGGCCGAACAACUCUACAAAGACGACCCAUCCAAGUUGGUUCAUCUACUGAGUGGCGGUGGAGGAGGUGGUAGCCAAUCUGAAUCCGCAGAUGAAGGCAAUUCCGAGGCUGAAACUUGCCAGCUCGAUAUCAAAGUGGAGCCCAUGGAUACUGUGGGCCCCAAUGAAGUACCUGGAACGUUGUCCAUGCCCAGAGAUCAAUUGUACGGCACUGCAGCCCCCACUGAUUUAACUAUUGAGAACUUGAAAAUCGAAAAUCGUCGCAGCUCAUUUUCCUCAAGCCAAGAGGAGCGUUCAACCGAUUCAGAAAACGAAUCCCACGCUUUGUCUGGGGUGCGUUGCCCCCAUUGCCCAACGUCUUUCAACGACAACAUUGCCAUGCAAGUUCACUUGUUCGUGAACCAUCAAAAUACCCGUGAUUCCUCUGCUGCAUCCCCGUCUGUGAACCACGCAAGCAUUCGAAAUGGUGAACGCACCGUAACCUUAUCCCGAGCCCCGAACACUCACUCUGAGGCUCCCGAAGCCUCUCCCUCGUCAUCCUCAAUGUCACCAAGGGCGGUCUCUAGUCGCGAAGGAUCGGUGGGAUCUUCCAACGCCACGGAGGAGGACACCUACCCAUGCGGUCUUUGCAAUGCCGUUCUCGCUAAUCGAAACGUGUACAAGCAGCAUUUAUUGUCCCAUGCCGCUCCCAGACCAUUUGUGUGCCAUCAUUGCGAUGCUGGUUUUACAACCAACCAUCAACUGGAGGCUCAUAUGAAACUUCAUUGAUUCCCUGAGGAACUGAAGAUCUGCAGCCACCGGUGAUAAACUUGUCAAGCCCGUUGCCGCAAAUUUAUUAGCUAAUUGAAUACCAUGCGAUCAAAUGUAAACCCUGCAAACUCUGAAACUGAUUGUCUAUCUCAACAAUUGACUGUGAUCGUCCUUAGAAACGAAAGGAGAACAAACAUUGCGAAAUGUAUAACUAAUAAUUUAAAUAAUAAUCAUGGAUGAUGACAUCCUGAAUUCGAUGAUACAAAUGUUUGAACUCAAUGCCACUGAUGAAGUGAUGAGGUAAAUGAUAAUCUUUAUUACAGAUCCAUGUUUCCGAUCCAUUAUAAAUUGAAUUCUUCACAAAUGUACUCAUCACCAUUCUUUGAACUAUGUCAAUCAAUCCAGGAAAAGAAACCCACAAAGAAAAAUACAGAAUCUUAUCGAGCGA
Molecule: messenger RNA, 7812 nt
Organism: Tigriopus californicus
Lineage: Eukaryota; Metazoa; Arthropoda; Copepoda; Harpacticoida; Harpacticidae
Gene: shn
Product: mucin-2-like
Exons: 6
Coding region: 570-7382 (2270 amino acids)
Biological process (GO): regulation of transcription by RNA polymerase II
Cellular component (GO): nucleus
Molecular function (GO): RNA polymerase II cis-regulatory region sequence-specific DNA binding; DNA-binding transcription factor activity, RNA polymerase II-specific
Source: RefSeq, a predicted model, not a curated record